Messenger RNA from Cutaneotrichosporon cavernicola, 969 nucleotides. RefSeq lists its product as uncharacterized. Gene Ontology annotation, biological process: rRNA methylation; box C/D sno(s)RNA 3'-end processing. Gene Ontology annotation, cellular component: nucleolus; small-subunit processome; box C/D methylation guide snoRNP complex. Lineage: Eukaryota; Fungi; Basidiomycota; Tremellomycetes; Trichosporonales; Trichosporonaceae. Gene Ontology annotation, molecular function: histone H2AQ104 methyltransferase activity; RNA binding; rRNA methyltransferase activity. The transcript is spliced from 3 exons. The record is from RefSeq and is a predicted model, not a curated record. The coding region runs from base 1 to 969 and encodes 322 amino acids.
AUGGCUUUCGGCGACCGUGGAGGACGUGGCGGAGGACGCGGUGGUGGCGGCCGUGGCGGCUUUGGUGGACGCGGUGGUGGCCGCGGCGGCGCUGCGGGCGGCCGUGGCGGAUUCGGUGGGCGCGGUGGCGCUGGUGGUGGCCGUGGUGGACCGGGUGGCCGUGGUGCUCGUGGUGGUGGCCGUGGUGGUCCUGGUGGCCGCGGCGGUGGCCGUGGCGGCAAGCCCGGUCUCGGCAAGGGUCCUGGUGCGGUCACUAUCGAGCCCCACAAGCACGCUGGUGUCUACAUCGCCAAGGGCAAGGAGCACCUGCUUGUCACCCGCAACCUGACCCCCGGCGAGAGCGUCUACGGCGAGAAGCGUAUCAGCGUCGCGACUAUGAACGCCGACGGCGAGGAGGAGAAGGUCGAGUAUCGUGUCUGGAACCCCUUCCGCUCCAAGCUUGCUGCUGGUAUUCUCGGUGGUCUUGAUGCCAUCCACAUUAAGCCCGGAGCCAAGGUUCUCUACCUCGGUGCGGCCUCUGGUUCGACCGUCUCGCACGUCGCCGACAUUGUUGGCCCCGAGGGUGUCGUUUACGCUGUCGAGUUCUCUCACCGCCCGGGUCGUGACCUGAUCGGCAUGGCCAAGAAGCGCACCAACGUCAUCCCCAUCGUCGACGACGCUCGCCACCCGCAAAAGUACCGCAUGCUCCUGCAGAUGGUCGACGUCAUCUUUGCCGACGUUGCCCAGCCUGACCAGGCUCGUAUCAUUGCGCUCAACGCGCACCACUUCCUUAAGCAGGGUGGCGCGAUCGUCAUUUCGAUCAAGGCCAACUGUAUCGACUCCACUGCCCCGGCAGCGCAGGUGUUUGCGUCCGAGGUCAACAACAUGCGCAAGGAGGGCAUCAAGCCCAAGGAGCAGCUCACUCUCGAGCCAUACGAGCGUGACCACGCCAUUGUCGUCGGCAUUUACGAGCGCCACACUGGCAACUAG